AUGCGGAUAGGUGAUGUGUGGAGAGAAAAUGCAAAGGAGGGUUUGACAUUCAUUGAGGGUGAAAAUUAUUUCGUUAACGAUGUCUUUUUACCAAACGAUCAAUGCCGUAUCUUAGCAUUUCCAUCCACUCUGUUCUUCGUGGGAGAACGUCUUGUGGACCACACCAUAGCAAACAUCAGUGUGAUUGACAGGGACACGUGUGAAUAUAGUUGCUACCUCAACCAUAACUGUGUCGGUGUCAACUUUUAUUUUGGACCAAGUGAAGCAGGAAUACAAAACUGUGAACUAAAAAACUCGACAAGUAAAGAACAUGAUAAGGAUCUGGUGAAGGCAACGAAAUAUGUGUACCAUGGAACAAGAAAUGCUUGUAGUCGUUCUCGCUGCAAUAACAACGCCAUUUGUCAGUCCGGUUUUACAAGGAAGGGAUAUCGAUGCUUAUGUUCUGUUAGAUUUGCGGAAGCUCAUUGUGAACAAGAUGUUGACGAGUGUAAAAAGAAAACUCACGGAUGUAAUGUGAAUGCCGAAUGCCAUAAUACCGUGAGAUCAUCUAUUUGUAAAUGCAAGGCUGGUUAUGUGGGAAAUGGUCAAAAUUGUGCAAAAAUUUCUGGCUGUGGCCAAAGUCCAUGCCACAAUGAAGGAACCUGUAUCCCCCAAGGUGAAGGAUACAAAUGCACAUGUUUACAAGGAUUCACUGGUGAUCAUUGCGAAACAGGAUACGUAAAAAAUUCAGUUGUAUUGUCGAAAAAUGAAUCUUACUUCGCAUAUCUUCGUGAGUUCCUAGUUCCUGCUGUUGGAAAUGAUCCCCAUUGGUUGCUCUGCUACUGCGCCUCUUUACAUGGCUGGGCUGGCGAUGCCUUCCACACUCGUUGCGACGGAAAGAAAGAUAUGGUAACAAUUAUACUGACAUUCCAGAAACCUCGAAAUGAUUCCCCACUGAUCUACUAUCUUCACUCCUCUUCUCCGCUCUACGCCAGUCAAUCUUGUCCUCCGGGAGCAAGAACAGAGGACACGUCAGGUCGCUGCUGUAUAUUCCCUUUCAAGUAUGGGAGACAUACCUACAACUCCUGUAAAAGGAGCUACUCUCGUCCCGGAAGGUGGUGGUGCUCAUUCGAUGCUGUCUACAAAGAUGAUUGGGAUUAUUGUGAUGAUGAUCCGUGUAGAGGAUACCGUAAGACCAACAAGGCUUUUAUCUUUUCGCUGGAAAACAAAGAAAGAUUGGCGCCGUUUAAGAGUAUGGUGAAGCAUGACUCCCAAGCCAUUUAUAUGGAGAUAAGCAAUGGUUUAACAUUUGGCGGUGGCCACGAUAUUUAUAUCGGUGACACCGCAGCUCAUAAUGCUCAUUCGUACACCGAAUUUGGUCACUCUUUCUUGGCUCCAAGUGAAGUAGAGGAAAAGGAUACAGUUUUAGCUGGAACUCACCAUUUUACUCCCGAUGAGGUAGAAGUGUUCUAUCUCCCUUAG
Messenger RNA from Pocillopora verrucosa, 1461 nucleotides. The record is from RefSeq and is a predicted model, not a curated record. Lineage: Eukaryota; Metazoa; Cnidaria; Anthozoa; Scleractinia; Pocilloporidae.